Molecule: messenger RNA, 1581 nt
Organism: Ricinus communis (castor bean)
Lineage: Eukaryota; Viridiplantae; Streptophyta; Magnoliopsida; Malpighiales; Euphorbiaceae
Product: shewanella-like protein phosphatase 2
Exons: 1
Coding region: 126-1325 (399 amino acids)
Molecular function (GO): hydrolase activity
Source: RefSeq, a predicted model, not a curated record
UCUGGACUUUUGCCUCCUUCUAGUCUUCUGUCACAGCUUCAGAAGUCAAAAACCCCCAAAUUUCAAGAAUCUAAAAAGACCCAGUAGUUGAUUCACAUUUUGUUUGGACAAGGCAAGAGAUACCAAUGGAAAUUAAAGAAAAGAAUGACCCAAUCUGCAAAGAUAUCCCAAGUCUCCUUUCUUCUUUUGUAGACACAUUCGUUGAUUUCUCUGUAAGUGAUGGCAUUUUUCUGCCAUCUGUAGAUCUCCAGAAUGAGCAAACUAAUGGAGAGUAUAAUGAUAUACGAACAUGGUAUCCCACGCCCAACCGUCUGGUUGCAAUUGGGGAUCUGCACGGGGAUUUGGAAAAGUCGAAACAAGCUUUCAGAUUGGCGGGUUUGAUUGAUGGGUCUGAUAGAUGGUCAGGUGGGUCUGCUACGGUGGUUCAGAUAGGUGAUGUGCUUGAUAGAGGUGGGGAGGAGUUAAAGAUUCUUUAUUUCUUAGAGAAAUUGAAGAGGGAAGCUGUGAAAAGUGGAGGCAAUUUGAUUACUAUGAAUGGUAAUCAUGAGAUUAUGAACGUAGAAAGUGAUUUUAGGUAUGUUACAAAGGUAGGAUUGGAGGAGUUUAGUAAUUGGGCUUAUUGGUAUUCUCUAGGUAAUAAAAUGAAGAGCUUAUGUGUCGGUCUUGAAAACCCUAAGGAUAUCUUCGAUGGGAUUCCUUUGACUUUUCGAGGUGUUAAACAAGAGUAUGUUCAUGGUAUCAGAGCUAGAAUAGCAGCAUUGAGACCUGAUGGUCCUAUUGCUAAUAAAUUUUUGUCCAAGAAUGUCACUGUGUUGGUUAUUGGGGAUUCUGUGUUUGUUCAUGGUGGCUUGUUAGCAAAACAUGUGGAGUAUGGGUUGGAGAGAAUGAAUCAGGAGGUUAGGGAUUGGAUUACUGGGUUAGCUCAAAAAUCUGCUCCAGGUUAUUGUAGAGGGAGGGAAGCUGUGGUGUGGUUGAGGAAGUUUUCGGAUGAGGUGGCCAAGAAUUGUGAUUGUUCUGCCCUUGAGCAUGUUCUUGCUACAAUUCCUGGAGUGAAGAGGAUGAUUAUGGGGCACACUAUUCAGGAAGCUGGGAUUAACGCUGUUUGUGACAAUAGGGCUAUAAGGAUUGAUGUGGGUAUGUCAAAAGGGUGCAUUAAUGGAUUGCCUGAAGUGUUGGAGAUCAAUGGGAAGUCAGAAUUACGUGUAUUGACUUCUAAUCCCUGGUAUGAGAGUAAGCAGAAGUCUUUUUUGGAUUCUGAAAGGAAGGAAGGCCUUGGGUUGCUGAUACCAGAAAAUGGACCAAAACAAGUGGAAGUGAAGGCUUAAGAGGAUAUAAACUCAUUGCUUAUGGUAGAUAGUUGAUAGAAGGAAUUUGCACCAGUGAAAAACUCUCUCAAAAAUGCGAGUAUUUGACUGUUUCAAUAUAGAUUCUAUUGUUAGUGAAUUAAAGCUUCAGAGAAUUCUUCUGUUGCUGAUUAAUAUCUCAGUCCCUUUACCAUCAUUUUGACUACAUGCGUUAUAAAUUGCCAUUCUGCUUAGCUGUGUGGAUAUAUUCUGUUGAAAUACAAGGCAUUUUCUUAUA